Molecule: messenger RNA, 366 nt
Organism: Funneliformis mosseae
Lineage: Eukaryota; Fungi; Glomeromycota; Glomeromycetes; Glomerales; Glomeraceae
Source: the annotation of a GenBank genome assembly
CCCAAAGCGGCUGCAAAUAAGGCUAAUACUUCCACUGCAACCAAUAAUGCAAUCACCAUGGAGCUUCCACUGUGCUUUUAUAUGGCAAUUAAGGGAGUUCCUAUCGAAGCAAAGAAGUAUGUGGAAAGUGACACCCGCCGUUAUGAGGAGUAUGAGGAGUAUGAGAGGGUUACUGUAAAUCCGGUAAAUGUAAUCAUAAAAAAGAACGUGCGGGAGGCAUGGCAGGGAGAAUUAAAAUAUAAAGAUGGAAAUUCUGAUGUUGUGUCUAUUUGUGAUUCUGAAUGGAGCAUGUUCUUCAACAGAACAAUCAUGAAUAUAGUCUAUUCGACAGUUAAGACACCUGAAAUUGAAAAAGUUAAAAUAUAA